UCCUCUCUCUCUUGCUGCUGCUCUCGCUCGCUCUCACCUUCCUCUCUCCUGCCUCCCACGACUCCCUCUCCUGCCUUUUAAGCGACGCGCAAGCCUCCCCCGGAGUUCUCUCUCUCUCUCUCUUGAUCGAUCCUCCAGCCUUCUCUUCUCUGCUCCCUCUCCCGCUUCUCCGCGCCGUUUCAUGGCACGGAAGAGAACGGCGCGCCCACCGCCGCCAAACCCUAACCCUAACCACCGCGCCGUGGCCAGCAGCGCCGCCGCCCCGGCCCCGGCAUCGGGCUCGCCGUCGCCGUCAAAGCGCAUGCUGGCGUUCCACUUCCUCCGCGCGCUGGCCCGGAUCCACAGCACCAGCCCCGUGCCGCGCCGCUCGCGCACCAUCCGCCGCGCGGCCUACUCGUCCAUGGCGCGCGCCGCCAACCCGCGCCGCGCGUGGACACAGGCGCUGCUCCGCCAGGUGCGCGUGCGCCGGGCCAUGAGGUCGAGGCGUGCGGUCCUGCUGCGGAGGCGCGUCUCCGCCGCGCCGCCUGCGGCGCCAGCGCCUCCUCUCGGCGCCGCCGCCAGGACCAUCGUCUCUGCCGCCGGAGACACCGCGGCGAUGGCUCUACUAGCCAGGGCCGGGCCGCCUCCGCGGCAGGCGGGGGAGCCGGCGAGGGCAGACGCCCUCCGGCGGCUGGUCCCCGGCGGCAGCGAGAUGGAGUACUGCAGCCUCCUCGACGAGACCGCCGACUACCUGCGGAGCCUCCGCGCGCAGGUGCAGCUCAUGCAGAACCUCGUCGACCUCUUCUCCGGCCAAUGAUCGAACCAGUAAUUAAUUAAUACCGCAUGGUUGAUUAAUUCUUGUUCUUGCACUGUCGUCGAUCAUAUGCUGCCGCCGCCGCCGCCGCCGCCGCCGUUUGUAUCUAGAUCAUCGCAUUCGCAUAUCUCUUGUUCAUGUCACAUGAGAUCGAUGCAUGAUUAAGACAUAUAGGAGAUUGUUGAGAGGAGAGAGAUUAUUAUUGUUGGUUCAUACUUUUAGUUGGUAAGGUUAUUAGUAGGUGUAUAGAUUGGGAACACAUGGAAGAUUGGAGGGAGAUUGAGGUAAUUAAUUGUAACAUAUAUAUAUAGAGAGAGAGAAAAUUGAUGAAGCAUGGAGUCACAUAUACAUAUAAGCUAGUGCAAUAUACUUGUUGUUGGGGGUCAGAUGAUUGAUAUGCGUAUGUUUGUGAAUUGUGGAACCAUGUCAGCUAUCUUUUGUAGCUAGCUACACAGGUAGGUAGCUGUUUUAUACACACGCACUUUUCUGCCUGCUGUCAAUUUUCACUUUUAUGUAGGUCUAUCUGAAUGGAGAGGAAGGUAAUUGCUCAUAGCAUGGCAUGCAUAUGAACCUUUAGCAUGGGUGCGUGGUUGCAUGAAUGCAUGAAACAUGCAUAUUACCGACUCUUUUAUUUUUCUAGAGCUAGAUGACUGAUUGAGUUGGUUAUAUUAGCUCUCUCUCUCUCUCUCUCUCUCUCUAGCUAGUUGUUGCCUUGUGUAAUUGGAGUGCUAGGAUGGUGGUUAUGUUCAAUUGGUUUGGUGGAGUGUUCCCUUUCUCUCAAAUUUGGGAAAGUGGGAUCCACAGAGUCUACGAGGGAUAGGGCUGCUGAACUUUGAGCUUGAGACGACAUAUGACUUGUAGCCAAAGGAACCAAAAGACAUUCUCUCUACAGGCAGCAGUUAGCAUCUUUGGAUUAAAGGGCCUAGCUCCCUUUUGUUUUUUCCUCGGGAAAUACAUAUUUUUUUCCUCACCUUCCAUCAACUAGGCCAACUAAUUAUCCCCCAUUCCUUUUUAGGUGCCACCGGCUCUAAAGAGUAUUCUGUGUACUUGAUGCUAUCUAGUUUUCUCUUUGGAUUUUUUUCUCGUGUGUUAUUCUUGGUUGUUGUCUUUGACACAUGCAUGCGUUUGUUGCUUUCUUUUUGAGGUAAGAAUCUGCUGGCUUCUUCUCUUCAUUUCAACUGAUCAAAGGAGAAGUAUUAUGUCCAAAUUAUGUGCCACUGGGUAGUUUAAGCAUAUUCAUGCAAAUCUUACAAAAACUAUCCAUAAUUCAGGCUACCUAUGAGUAUUUAUUUAUGGUUUCCUUAUAGGUUUCCCCUUUGUUUAUUUGCUUUCUAUUCUCUUUGUAUAUGUUGUAUCUAUUUAUUUUGCGUGAACACGUACAUUAUCUGUACUGUUUGUCUGUUAUUAUGAAAAGAUGCUGGAUUUAUUUAUUUU
Panicum virgatum (switchgrass) is the source of this 2227-nucleotide messenger RNA. RefSeq names its product transcription factor IBH1-like. Gene Ontology annotation, biological process: regulation of DNA-templated transcription. Lineage: Eukaryota; Viridiplantae; Streptophyta; Magnoliopsida; Poales; Poaceae. The coding region runs from base 182 to 796 and encodes 204 amino acids. Gene Ontology annotation, molecular function: protein dimerization activity. The transcript has a single exon. The record is from RefSeq and is a predicted model, not a curated record.